Penicillium verhagenii is the source of this 888-nucleotide messenger RNA. Its product is annotated as putative transcription initiation factor TFIID, 31kD subunit. Gene Ontology annotation, molecular function: protein heterodimerization activity; transcription coactivator activity; RNA polymerase II general transcription initiation factor activity. Gene Ontology annotation, biological process: DNA-templated transcription initiation; RNA polymerase II preinitiation complex assembly. NCBI's taxonomy places the organism in Eukaryota, Fungi, Ascomycota, Eurotiomycetes, Eurotiales, Aspergillaceae. Gene Ontology annotation, cellular component: SAGA complex; transcription factor TFIID complex. The transcript has a single exon. The record is from RefSeq and is a predicted model, not a curated record. The coding region runs from base 1 to 888 and encodes 295 amino acids.
AUGGCUUCUCCCAGUCAGGCCCAGGGCUCUGGGCUGACGACUCAGCCUCCUACACCACCUCCCGAAUCAGGAGUCAACGGCGCCUCUGCUCCAGCUGCCCCAGCACCCACUUCGCAACCAUCCACUGUCCCCGCGACAGCACCGAGCACAUCAACAGGAAACCCACCACAAAUCCCCGGAACCUCCUUACAAGACAGCGGUAAAACGCGCCGUCCACGUGAUGUGCGCUUGGUCCACAUGCUUCUCGCAUCACUUGGCGUAACAGCAUACCAAGAUCGCGUACCCCUCCAACUCCUGGACUUUGCCUACCGCUACACUUCAAACGUACUCCAAGAUGCUGUGCAUCUCGCUACGGAAGGAUAUGCAGGUGCAGUGGGUGAUGCUGCUGGGAACACGGGCAAGAACGCUACCUCCGCGGAGGUAAACGGUGUUUCGCUCCCAGCACUGCGACUGAGCAUUGCAUCGCGACUACACUACCAAUUCCAGACUGGGUUACCGAAGGAAUUCCUGAUGGAUGUUGCGUCGGAAAGGAAUCGUAUUGCGCUCCCUGGUGUUUCGAGAGGAUUUGAUGCUGCCACGCCCGGUGGGCCUAAUGGAGCACCGGCAGCUGCGGCGAACCAAAGCGUCAUGAUGGCUGGUAUGCGAUUGCCACCUGAGCGAUUCUGUCUUACAGGAAUGGGCUGGAAUAUGAAAGACGAGUGGGAUAGUGAGGGUGAAGAAGAGGAAGAGGAAGAAAUUCCAGAUGCCCCACCGCAAGGUGCUGGCGAGGAAGGGGAGGACGGAGAGGAUGAGGAUGAAAAUGAUGGCAAGAUGGAAGAUAUUUUCGGUGAAGACACUACCAUGGGCGAAGCGGGUGAUGACGAGGACCAGAAGAUGAAUGAUGUUUAG